This is a messenger RNA of Nanorana parkeri, 2195 nucleotides long. RefSeq names its product G2 and S-phase expressed 1 (gene GTSE1). Gene Ontology annotation, molecular function: microtubule binding. The transcript has 11 exons. Lineage: Eukaryota; Metazoa; Chordata; Amphibia; Anura; Dicroglossidae. The coding region runs from base 31 to 2163 and encodes 710 amino acids. Gene Ontology annotation, cellular component: microtubule cytoskeleton; cytoplasmic microtubule. The record is from RefSeq and is a predicted model, not a curated record.
UUAGUUAAAAGCAGCAAGCCUCUUCCCAGAAUGGAUGUUGGCACUGAUUUCACCUUUCUGGCAGAUGAGAAGUUUGACUUUGAUAUAUCCCUAUCUCCUUCAAGUGCUAAAGACACUGAAGAUUGUGAUGAUGAAGUGUUCAUUGGUCCAGUUAAACACAAAGAAAAAUGUGUUCUUGCAGCUAUCCAAUUACAUGAAUCUGAUAAGAAAACGUCUCCUUCAGAUGAUCAGUCUGUCUGGAGUCCUCUAAGUGGUGAUAAAUUCGUUGAAAUAUUCAAAGAAGCUCACUUGCUGGCACUACAGCUGGGAUGUUCUACGAAUGAUGACAGAAAAGAGGAGCCACUGCAACCUGCCCCAAACCAAGCAGUGGAGAAAUUUGUACAGGAAUCAAAGUCCAAAUUAAAACUUUUUGAUGCAUUUAAUGGGGUCGAUAAAACCCCAGUUGCUAUUAAAAGAGAGACUUAUUGUAUACAGGAUAGCCCUCUCCAACAGCUUCCGCCAUCAAUCCAACAGCAGACUAUGCGACCUAACAAACACAUUGAACGUACGGAGGCUCAAAAAUCUCAAAUCUUGGCAAGCCCCUUAAAAGGACCAAAAGUAGUUAAGAGUCUGUUGGUCUCUCCUCUUACACAGAAAGCUAAGGCUCCCCAGGCUAAAACUACUGUUCCACCGCUUGGCACUGGUAGAAUUGUUAGCAGAUUGCAACCUAUGAGGGCAGCCACUGCACAAUUAAAGAAUAACACUUUAACCGUGGAAAAGCCCAAAGGUACUAAAAAACAGAGCCCUGUGGCAAGGAAGAAUCUGAGCAGUAUGGGUUCUACAGAAGAUCUGCUUUCUGGCAAUUCCAGCAUCGCAUCUGAUAUCAGUGACUCUUCUUUUAAUAACAGCUCUAUAGGGCAGAGCAAGAGGACCCUGGCUCUUCCUAACAAGCUUAAUUUAGGCAAAACACAGUUUAAAACCCCUUCUGCUGCUGGUCCCAGGAGGAAUACUUCGUCUUCAUCAUCUUCCCAUUCCAGUAUAAACACUAGUUUGAAUUCCAGUCUGUCGUCUCCACCUGCUGCCAGUGCUAAACUGAAUUCCUCCCUUCACACGUCCCUGAACACCUCAAUAAACGGCUCAAGACUAAAGCCCAAUACAAACAGAUUUGCACUUGUCCGUCCUCUUGGUGGAAUAGGAUCUGCAUUGAAGGUGGCCAGCUCUGACUCCAACCACCACCGCCUAAAACCAAAUGCAGCACCAAAAGCAAAUGGUAACAAACCUGCAUCUGUGUCUAUGGCCCAGCCGCAGACUCCAACUGGCAAAGUUCACAGACAGACUUCUGCACCCAAUCUACACAGACUGCUUCCUCCUGCUAAACCGGAAAGUGGCGUAAAGGCACUGUCCACAAAGCCGCAGGCAAGAGUAUUGCCCACUCCAACAAGCAGAUUAAGGCCACCACAAAAGCCGGAGGGGCAGUCGCCUGACCACACAGCAAAAAGGUCCCUGAAGCCAACACGAUUACUUUCAUGUGGGGACAUUGGAAGUGGUUCUGUACAAAGCACUCCAAUAGGAUCGAAAGGUAUGCAGAUGAACUCUAGUUUAAUAGGAAGAUGCAUAUCAGCAACACCCACUUCAAAGUUUUCAUCCGCUUUACCUACAUCAGUUAGUCGCAGAACAUCUGGAAUCUUAACAACGCCAAGGACUGUCCCAAGGGCUAUUCCAUCUCUGCGUUCUAUACCAGCUUUGCAGGCGUCCACGUCCUCCCGGAAGUUGCCUGUUGGAUCUACGGAGUGUGAGCAAGUGAAGCCCAAGCUCACUAACAGUCCAAGUUCGCCUAAUGAAGACAAUACUAUUCCUCCCGAAAUCUGUUGUUCUCUAAACUUCUCUCCCGAGAAUAAGCCAGUGUCGGACAAGCAACAAAUGGUGACAUUACCACCUUGCACCGAGGAUUUAUUGAUUGAUAUUGAGGUGGAGAAAACAAAUACUAAAAUUCGGAAGCAGUCUCCAAUUGAUUAUGACAGUCAACCUCUAAUUGAUCUUUCAAAUACCCCUGAACUGAACAAGCAACUUAUCCCACUGAAACCAACAAGUGUUUCCCAGUUAAUUGACUUGAGUUCUCCUCUCAUAAAGCUGAGCCCUGAAGCCAACAAAGAGAACAUGGACUCUCCCCUCCUAAAGUUUUGAAUCAGACAGUAUAUAGAACUUGAGAAUUGUGG